Molecule: messenger RNA, 504 nt
Organism: Letharia columbiana
Lineage: Eukaryota; Fungi; Ascomycota; Lecanoromycetes; Lecanorales; Parmeliaceae
Exons: 1
Coding region: 1-504 (167 amino acids)
Source: RefSeq, a predicted model, not a curated record
AUGGCAUACAAUAGCCACAUUUCUAGCCCUAUGCCGGGUUUCACAGUCAAGCAGACCACAUCCUUACAGGCCAUAAUCAAUGCAUCCGUCAAAGCAGCAAUUAAACAGGCUAUCAGUCAGGCUAUAACAGCCUUCGAGACCAGACAGAUUGUUACUCAGGAACAGUCAAUUGUGAAGAAAACUGCGGAGAAAACUGCGGAGAAAACUGCGGAGAAAUCUACGGAGAAAUCUACGGAGAAGACUACGGAGGAGAAAAGCAUCGCCAGCAGUCCUAUUCAAGCCGGCACACUCUCCACUAUUCCACACCAGGCUACUAUGCAUUAUUGCGGAGAGUCUCCCAUUCGCCUCAGUAACGCUCCACUUCUCGCCUCUCUUCUCGCCUCUCUUCUCGCCUCUCUUCCUCGUCUCUCUUCUCGCCUCUCUACCCGGCUACAUUCACUACGCGGGAGGUAUGGAGGCUAUAGGCCAAGGAUAGGUGUUUCAGAGAAGAUCCAGGAGAAGUAG